Molecule: messenger RNA, 5660 nt
Organism: Malaya genurostris
Lineage: Eukaryota; Metazoa; Arthropoda; Insecta; Diptera; Culicidae
Gene: dachs
Product: myosin-I heavy chain
Exons: 11
Biological process (GO): actin filament organization; vesicle transport along actin filament
Cellular component (GO): myosin complex; cytoplasm; vesicle
Molecular function (GO): cytoskeletal motor activity; ATP binding; actin filament binding
Source: RefSeq, a predicted model, not a curated record
GGCCAAAUAGGAGGUGUAUGUCGGACUCUGGUGUAUGAUUGAUUACAAAUAUUAUUUUUGUUUCAUGAAUGAACCAAUCGCCAACAGGUUCAGGCCAGUUAGUGGAAAGAUUUGUACAACUAGGCGUAAUUGUUAUUACUGUGAAUCUAAUUGGAAAGUAAUUUUGCUUGAAGAAUAAAGGAUUUCGCUCAGUCGGUCGUUGAUUGCCAUAAAAUGGAAUUGUUUCGCAGUGAUCGAUUGGAAAAGAUUGGAUUACCUAGAUUUUCGAGUGCCGUGUUGCCUUAUAUAAGCCUAAGUGUGCAGUAAAAACCCACUGAAAGGGGAAUGUAGAAAAAGGGAACAGCGCGGAAAGAAAAAUAAGGUUUAAAGGCUUCUAGAAGAAGUAUAUUAUAAAUCAUAGGCUCUAGCAGAAAGAAAUGAAAAUAAAUAAGAAAUUGUGGUGGAUCUCGCGCAAGGGAUAAGGAAAAGUGAACGAUAGGAAGAAGUGGUCUCGGUGGGCUACAGCAAAACAACACACCUAUACAUGAGCAGAAGCGAGUAGUGAAGAGUCGAGGAAGCCCGAAGAAAUCGUGACGAAAAAAACAAGCCAAUAGAAUACAAAAUCUGAGAGCUGAGAAGGUGUAGAAGUGGAAUGAUUCCUCAUACUUUGAAACAAAGCUCAUAAGACUAUCGUAGCAGAAGAACAUAGCCAAACGAGGAAUCAACUAACCGAUAAUUACAACCAGUGUGAAGUGUCUUGAAAAUACAAAACAAAACAAAAUAAGGAAAAGAGGCGAUAAAAAAAAUUUGAUUAAAAUUUAUACUCUCCUUUUUGUGUACUGCUUAAUUGGUCACUUGUGGAGAGCGCUGAGUUCAAAAUUUGCAACCACCUUCUCGCUGGUGUCUUGUUAUUCUCCUGAAUUUUUGUUGUUAUUCAUCGUCUGCUGCGCGCACAUUCGGCAAACUCGUGUAGUACUGCUCACACAACACAACAAUUAAGCGUUCAUAAAUUAGAUCGCCCCGAAAAUGGCCACCCUGGGCCUCUCGAAGGUGUUUAUACUGGACAAGUAUUUUACCGAGUUGCAGAAGUUUUGGGAAACCGAGAAGAAGUUGCAAGAUGCAUCAUCCUCAAACGAAGCAGUCCACCUACAGCAGAAACUGAAAAGCCUGAGCACCGAACUGGUCACACUAAGAAGUCGCCUUCACACCGGCGGUCAAACGACACCAGCGGCAGGACCGAACGGGGCCGUAGCCGUCACCAAUCCAGUCGUUACACCAGCCGCAACGCCAAAUACAAAUCCCCAAACGCUUGGUGGUCACGGAACGACGGCCACCGCUGCUGUUGCUCCAACCACCGGUGCUGGAACCGGAGGAGGUCUUUCAGCAACGACCGUUGGUGCAAACGGGAUCAGCAUUCUGUCACACCUGAACGCUGCCAACAGUGCCAGCUGCAAUAGCAACACCACCAACAGCAAGAGUCACAUGAUACUGGCCGCAGCACAGUGUAUACCUCCAGCCAGCAGCACAUUGAACCAUCCGGGCAAUGUCAUACCACUAGUUUCGCCGAGAAAUACCUCGAUACCCUACCCGUUACCGCAUCACAACAGCACCGGAACGAUACUUGUUGCAGACACAGCUCAAUGCGGCGGUGGUGGAGGUGGCGGUAUGACGGGCGGCGGGACGUUGCCACGGAGGACAACAGUUGGUUUCAACGCCAAAGGCCAGAACCUGCAUGGUGCCAGCGCAGGCCUAGCCGGAAUGCUUCUAAACUCUACCGGAGGAACAACAACUGGGCCAGGGGGUGGUACCAUGGUCGUAGGUACUCACACUUACCACCAUUCGACGGGUGGUCGAUCCGGAAACGGUGCUGGUGGUGCAUCCAACGGCAUCGGGACGGUUGAUAAGACAGCUAAAUUGGAAGACCUGAUACAUCUUCCAGGACCACUAACGGAAGACGCUGUAAUGCGAACGUUGCAAACCAGAUUCAACGAGGGGAAAUUCUUCACCAACGUUGGUCCUAUCCUGCUCGCCGUCAAUCCUUAUCAUGACGUAGGAAAUCCGCUAACACUGUCAUCGACUCGUUCAGUUCCCUUGGCACCUCAGCUCCGCAAAAUCGUACAAGAAGCCGUCAGGCAACAGGCCGAAACUGGCUACCCCCAAGCAAUCAUUUUGUCAGGAACAUCCGGUUCGGGCAAAACGCACUGCUCGAUGUUACUCCUUCGACAGCUAUUCGCCGUGGCCGGUGGAGGACCAGAAACCGACGCUUUCAAACAUUUAGCUGCAGCCUUCACCGUAUUACGAUCACUGGGAUCCGCUAAAACGUCUACCAACUCCGAGUCAAGCAGAAUUGGUCAAUUUAUCGAAGUUCAAGUAACAGACGGAGCUCUCUAUCGAACCAAGAUUCACUGUUACUUUUUGGAUCAGACACGUGUCAUACGGCCGCUACCGAACGAGAAAAACUAUCACAUUUUCUACCAAAUGUUGGCAGGAUUAAAUGCGGAAGAAUGCGCUCGACUGAACUUGGAAGGCUAUUCGCCGGCUAACUUGAGGUACUUGCAGAACGGUGAUAUUCGACAAGAUGAGCAGGAAGAUGCGGCACGGUUUCAAGCAUGGAAAGCAUGUUUGGGUAUUCUGGGCAUUCCGUUUCUGGACGUGGUUCGAGUGCUGGCGGCAGUUCUAUUACUGGGCAAUGUUCAGUUCGUCGAUGGACAGGGACUGGAAGUUGAGGUGAGUGGUGAGACGGAAUUAAACGCAGUGGCCAACCUGCUAGGAGUGCCACCAGCUCAGCUGUUUCGCGGCCUAACCAUUCGCACUCAUAAUGCACGUGGUCAGCUCAUAAAAUCUGUUUGCGAUGCCAAUAUGUCUAACAUGACACGAGAUUCUCUGGCUAAAGCUCUCUACUGCCGAACGGUGGCGACGAUCGUGCGAAGAGCAAACAGUCUCAAGCGUUUGGGCUCAACUCUGGGAACACUUAGUUCCGAUAGCAACGAAUCAGUACACAACCAAGCAGAAAUUGCAAGUCAACAUGCGUCCACUAUCGGUGGCGGUAACGCCGGAUCAAAGUCGAUGGCCGCAUUGAACAACGCCGUUCGACAUGCUACUGAUGGAUUCAUAGGCAUUCUGGACAUGUUCGGUUUCGAGGAACCACGACCAGCACAGUUGGAACACUUGUGCAUAAAUUUGUGCGCGGAAACAAUGCAACAUUUUUACAACACGCAUAUCUUCAAGAGUUCCGUCGAAUCGUGUCGAGAGGAGGGUAUCAUUUGCGAUGCCGAGGUGGACUAUGUUGAUAAUGUGCCCUGUAUCGAUCUGAUUUCUUCGCUUCGGACGGGUCUAUUGAGUAUGCUAGACGCCGAAUGCUCCGUCCGGGGUACGGCGGAAAGCUACGUGGCCAAGAUUAAGGUGCAGCACAGAAACUCGGCACGUUUGGAACAGAGAGCCUCAGAACCGUAUGAUCCUAGGAUGUUUGCUAUUAGACACUUCGCUGGUCGAGUUGAGUAUGAUACGACUGACUUUUUGGACACAAACAGGGAUGUAGUACCUGACGAUUUGGUUUCGGUCUUUUACAAGCACACUUGUAACUUUGGAUUUGCAACGCAUCUUUUCGGCACCGAACUAAAAGCUCUAUAUGCCCAGGAAAAUGUACCUCGUGGAUUAAGUUUUAGAAUUGCGCCCACAUCCCAUACUGACCUGUUGAAUGGGGAUGAACCAGUUUCAACCCUGACGCAAGAUUUCCACACAAGAUUAGAUAAUUUGCUAAGGACACUUGUACACGCUCGACCUCACUUCGUUCGAUGCAUCCGUAGCAACAUAGCAGAGAAAGCGGGUGGUUUUGACCGCGGCACAGUUGUGCGACAGAUUCGUGCUCUUCAAGUGCUGGAGACAGUGAAUUUGAUGGCUAGUGGUUUCCCACACCGUAUGCGAUUCAAACAGUUUACGGCUAGGUAUCGAAUGUUGGCACCUUUCCGACUGUUGAGGCGCUGUGAGGAGAAAGCCUUGGAAGACUGUAAAUUAAUCUUAGAUUUCGCCUUGGAAAACCCACCCGAAUUAGAUGGAUCAGUGACACUAUCGUGGGCACCCGGCAAGAGACAUAUCUUUCUAAGCGAAGGCAUUAGACAACAUUUGGAAAUGCUGAGGACUGAGGUGCGUAUGAAAAGCGCCACCCUCAUUCAAGCCACGUGGCGUGGGUGGAAUUUGAGAAAGCGGCUGGGCACAAUUCGAAGAUCACACGACAUCAAACUUGUAGGCAGUGGAAUGUUAACUAUAAAUAAAAGUACCGGUAGGUUCAAUUAAUUGUAAUACAUUAAAUAUCUUUCUGAACAAUUGUGACUUUUUUUUGCAGCUACAAGACCCCCAACUGCAACACCAAACACUAAUGCAAAUAAUACCGGUACCGCCACAAGACCUAGGCCACAGCCAAUUGCGGGCACACCACCGCCAGAUCCUAAUGAAAAAUGUGAUUCGAAAAUAAUCGCACAGACUUGCACAUUGUUUGGGUUAGAUUUGGAACGUCCGCCUCCAGUGCCACCGUCUCGUUCGUACACAGUAACUGGAAAUUCUAAGCUCGGUUAUCCACAGACUCGUAUCAUGAAAAUGAACUUUCCGGAGGAUUCUGCCACUUCCACUGUGAGUGAGCAACUACGUAAGGGAGAAGCCGUUACGGUUACCGGAGCUUCACAUCGCCGGGGCCAUCUGAUUGUUGAACACAACGGCAUCAGUUUGCAUGUGCCGUUCCAGUAUAUGGAAUUGGUUAAAAAUUCUACUUCACCAGCACCACCGAAUGCGACUGCUGUUAAUAUUUAACCAAUCGUUUGAUACUCUUGUUCUAUUCUAUGCUGUUAACCAUUGCAUUGCUCCCACGAUCGCUACUAAUACUACUUACUACGGCAGAUUGCAUGCCCUAGUUUUACUGUCCCAAUGUCUUCCAUUCGCAGAAUGCAACUUCAACCACAGGUUUAUUUAAUAACAUCGUAGUUCUGUAAGCAUUCAUCGAUAGCAUUUACUAGAGUAGUCCGUAAGGUCAAUCAGAUACAAUCGUUCAAACAACGUUAUACUUACCAUUUUAUCAUGUAUCUAAUGCAAACGAUAAAAGUACUACAUAUUAGGACUGAUAAAUACUGGUAGGAUAGUUUAUAGGUGUUAGGAAGAUUCUCUUCACAUACUGAUUUAUUACUUAAGUGAACCACACUUUAUAGAAACGUUAAUUCUAUGAGGAUUCAAAAGUGCCAACAUUUUUAUGUAGGAUAUUUACCGAUAGUAAACCGUGAAAAUUGAAUAUUUCGUGUACUGCAUCUGUUCUAGGAAGAGGGUUCAUCUGCAACGUAAUAGAACUAUUCGAAAAAUGUCAGUAAUACCAAUCCAAAACGUUGUCCAACUUUCCUAAAAUUUUAGAAAAAAACAGGAAAAAAACAAUAUGUCGAACUUGCCAUGUAAAUAGCUGAAAUGCAGACGCUUCUCUCGAAGAAGACACAUCUAUUGACGAAAUGCAUCCUACCCCAGCCAUAGUCAUAGAAAGACCAUAUCUGUAAAACUGUUUCUGUUUCAAAUUUAAAGCUUUAUUUUUUCUCAGUUCUGAGACACGUAUUCCGAAAAUUUGAUGCAAAAAUAGAUAAGUAAUUCCUAGAGAGUAACUACAAACAUUUAUGAGUACCAGUGAAAGUUUUUUUUUCGAAAAAUCUACC